AGUGCGUAUCUAACUGUGCUCCGAGGACAACCUGAAUGGACAGUUGCUCGAACGGCGGAAGGAAAACUUAAAAGGUUACGUACGGUGUCAGAGAAGUUAAUUCUUCCUUCCUGGUCGAGUGCUCUUUGUGUAUUCACACACAUUGUCUGCGCUUGGAUGUUGGAAACGCGUGUCGGUCAGAGGACGCUACGAACCAGUUGUCUCACUUCCUCGUCUCGCCGCCAUGUUGAUGCACUACUCCAUUGCCUGGCUUUUCCUCUUACUUAGCUGUUGCUACUCCCAGGAUCCUUUGGUGGAACAAUGUAGAAAUGCAUUUCCGGGAAUGAAAGUUUCUGAAGUUACUUUUAACGGAACAGAAGUGUCGGCCUCUAGAGAAACAAAGUGUUAUGUUCAUUGUCUCUUCGAGAAUGAAGGAACGAUGCAUGGAAAUAUAAUUAAUACAACUGCUGUGGACGAAGCAUUUAAAAAAGACGCUCACAACAGUGCGCUGAUAAAUGCAGUAAAUGAAUGUAAGCAAGUGGGAGGUACGUUUUAG
This is a messenger RNA of Gryllus bimaculatus (two-spotted cricket), 535 nucleotides long. The record is from the annotation of a GenBank genome assembly. Lineage: Eukaryota; Metazoa; Arthropoda; Insecta; Orthoptera; Gryllidae.